This is a messenger RNA of Hyaloscypha bicolor E, 885 nucleotides long. RefSeq lists its product as uncharacterized. NCBI's taxonomy places the organism in Eukaryota, Fungi, Ascomycota, Leotiomycetes, Helotiales, Hyaloscyphaceae. The record is from RefSeq and is a predicted model, not a curated record. Bases 1 to 885 code for a protein of 294 amino acids. The transcript has 4 exons.
AUGCCUUCCACUCGAUACACCUUUGAUCCCGACGGAGACUUGGUCCUGGUUCUUUCAAAGCCGACGGCAACAACGAAUGCGGCGAGCCCACAGACUACCGAGGGGAUUGGUAAAGAUGCUACCGAAGGUUCUCCUAAAAGCGCUGCCGGUCCACCCAGCAAGAGAAGCAAGAAACGCAAGCGGGAGUUCUCAAAACUAACUGCACCAGCUGGGGAAGCGGAAAAGAUCAGUAUGAUAGUCUCGUCAAAACACAUGAUUCUAGCCUCGCCGGUCUUCAAAGUCAUGCUGCAGCCUGGACGUUUCAAGGAAGGAAUGCAGCGAAAUGCUGCUGGUCAAAUUGAAGUCGACCUGCCGGAUGAUGAUCAAGCCGUAAUGGUCAUCGUACCGGACAUCAUACAUGGCCGCAAUAGUCUUGUCCCCAAGCAGGUUGACAUGGAAAUGUUGACCAACUCGCAAUACUGCCAAAAGCAGAGCACUCAAAGAUGGAUGGCCAUAUCUUGGGUUUUUGGAAGAGAGAAAGAGUUCGCCGCAAUUACAAGAGCAGCCAUUAUUGGUUGCCGUGCCAAUUUCACUGAUGAGGUGACCGAUCUUCCAAUUCCAGAGAAAGUCCUAGAAAUGGUCGCAAGAAACCGGGCGGCAAAUAUAUCCAAGCUAUUUGAUUUCAUCAAGCAAGUCAUCGAAAGAUACCGAGGAAUCAAUGUCAUUUGUGGAUCCGCAUAUGAUGCUAUGGUCCUUGGAUCUCUUAUCAAGGGAUUGUCGGCAGCAGGGGUUUGGCCGAUUCAGGAGCCUCCAUACCACGGUAUAACAUUCAACGAGCUCGCCAGUGUCAUCGCAGAUCUCAAGGCGGUGUCACUGUGUGAUGAAAUAGAUUCAUAUACAAAGUAA